CUCGAGGGACCCCCUAGUGAGUCGGGCGCGUCCAGCAUGGCGCCCCGAAUCAGCGAGCCCGUCCUCGCGGGCUGCGAGGCCGAGGCCCCCGCCGGGGCCAGGCUCCCCGACAGCAAGGUCGCCAAGGCCUGGAACCCCAUGUCGCUCACCUGGAGCGAGAACUACAACGAGGGCCUGGAGAAGGCCUGGGUGCGCGUGCCCAUCGUGCUCAAGAGGACCCUCGUCAUGGCCGCCGUCUUCGUCGUCGGCAUGGCCAUGAGCGGCGAGUCCAUGGCCAUCUUCACGCACGCGAGACGCCAACUCGGCCUGACGCCCACGUCCGAGGCCCGCACCUACUCCUCCAUCAAGGAGUUCCUCGACGUGCGCUUCAAGGACCUCCCCUACUUCCUCAUCUCGUCCAACCUCGUCUCGUACGCGCUGUACUUCGGCAUCGGCGGCUUCUUGCACUGGUACUUCUACGUGCGGCAACGCGCCAGCGCCGAGGAGUGGAAGUGCCAGCCCAACUCGUGGCUCAGCCCGGAGCUGGAGCUGCACGAGAUCAAGGUGGGGUCCCUGGCGCUGCUCGUCACCGGCUCCUUCUCGGCCUUCCUCACCUGCUGGAUCACCAACGGCGGCUACAGCUCGGUCUACUACGACAUCGGCGAGUACGGCUACGCCUGGGUCCUCCUCCAGUUCCCCGUCAUCUUCCUGUACCAGGACUACGUGACGUACUGGCUGCACCGGAUGUACCACACCCCGUGGCUCUACAAGCACUUCCACAAGCUGCACCACACCUACAAGCACCCGACGGCCUUCUCGGUGACCGCCAUCCACCCCGUGGAGGUGCUGCACAUCCAGAUGACGCUGAGCCUGCCCCUGUUCACCAUCCCCGUGCACUGGGGCCCGUUCUACAUCAUCGUGCUCUACACCUACUACCACGGCAUCAUCGACCACUCGGGCAUCAACUUCAAGGCGUACUGGUGGCAGCCCUGGCAGCCCGAUGCCAUCUUCCACGACAACCACCACCAGUACUUCCACGUCAACUUCGGCUUCAACUGCUUCCUCUGGGACAAGCUCCACGGGACGUACCGGCGAAAGGACCGCAUCUACAGGGAAGACACGUUCUACGGGCAGGGCAAGUCCCUGGGCGAGGCCACCAGGGAGGAGCUGGCCCAGGACCUGAAGGAGCGCCACCUCGAGAACCCCAAGGCCUACCGCGACGACAAGAUGGAGUUCGCCAUCUCCGAGGAGGAGGUCAACAGCACCAUCAACAAGAAGAACAAGUGAAAAAUUAAAAUACACAUAUAUUUUUUUA
This is a messenger RNA of Thrips palmi, 1294 nucleotides long. Its product is annotated as lathosterol oxidase-like. Lineage: Eukaryota; Metazoa; Arthropoda; Insecta; Thysanoptera; Thripidae. Gene Ontology annotation, molecular function: iron ion binding; C-4 methylsterol oxidase activity. Gene Ontology annotation, biological process: sterol biosynthetic process. The record is from RefSeq and is a predicted model, not a curated record. Bases 37 to 1266 code for a protein of 409 amino acids. The transcript has 5 exons.